UAAAUUUCUCUCAAAAUCACAUUCUCCAUUCAAACAUUUCCAAAGGAGGAAAAAAAAAAUUGAAACCCCAUUUUCUCAAUUAUUGCAAGAAUGAAAUGUUCCUACAAUCUUCCUCUUGUAUAAUUUUUUUCAAUUUUCUCGUAAAAUUUGAAGGAUAAUUAAAGAAUAGUGUCACAUUUUACACAAUGAAGAAAUUGUGUCCUAAUUUGGAGAAAAACGAUGGUUUAGAGACAGUUUUAGAGGUGCCAAUUCCAGAGGAAAUGUUUAGCAAAAUGGGUAGUAAUGCAGCCAUAAGAUGGAAAAAUAUGCGUAAUCUUAUGAAAGCUGAUAAAUUAUGUGCUCAAUCAAAGGCUGUUUCAAGUAACAAUGAUCAAUUUAUAUUCUUGUUGAAAAUUGUUGGCUCUGCUCUUAUUCCUUUUCAAGUUCAAUUGGAUCAUGCCAUUAGCUUGCCUGUUAUGGAUGCUUCCAUUAAGGCUUCUACUGCAAAAUACAUAGUACAACAAUAUCUAGCAGCUAGUGGAGGGCAAGCUGCAUUAAAUUCAAUAAAUAGCAUGUAUGCAGUGGGACAAUUGCAAAUGGCAACAUCAGAUAUUCAUCAAAGUGGUAACCAUAUGAAUUCCAAAAGGACUUGUGAGGAUGGAGGAUUUGUUCUUUGGCAAAAGAACCCUGAUUUAUGGUUUCUAGAAUUGGUUGUUUCUGAUUGCAAAGUCAGUGCAGGUAGUAAUGGAAUAGUAGCUUGGAGUCACUCUUCCAACAAUUCUAAUGCUUCAAAAGGUCCUCCAAGACCACCCCGGAGGUUCUUUCAGGGAUUAGACCCCAGAUCAACAGCCAAUUUAUUCUUGAAUGCUGUUUGUAUUGGUGAAAAGAAAAUUAAGGAUGAAGAAUGCUUUAUACUAAAGCUUGAGACAAGCAAAGACAUGCUAAAAGCACAGAGUACAGCUAAUACAGAAGUUGUUCAUCACACUAUAUGGGGUUAUUUCAGCCAACGAUCUGGACUUCUUAUCCAAUUUGAGGACACAAAACUAGUAAGAUUGAAAUCAGCUAAAGAAGAUGAUAGCGUUUUUUGGGAAACAAGUAUGGAAUCUAUGUUGAAAGAUUAUCGGUAUAUUGAAGGUGUAAACAUAGCACACAGUGGGAAAACUACAGCAACAAUUUAUAGAUAUGGAAAGAACAUAGACUAUAGAGCAAAAGUUGAGGAAACAUGGAAGAUUGAAGAGAUUGAUUUUAAUAUAAGUGGUUUGUCUAUGGAUUGGUUUUUGCCUCCUGCUGAUGUUAAUAAGGAAAAUGAAGAAUGUGAUUCUAGGAUCGCUUUAGCCGACAACCGAGCUGUAUCUUAAAAAAGACAGCCCGAUGCACAAAGCAUCCCACGUUCACGCAGAAUCCGGGAAGGAUCUCACCCCAAUGGGUGUGACGUAGACAGCCUACUCUAAUGCAAGCGUUAGUGGCUACUGGCUAAUGUGAAAAUAUUCUUGUAAAUAUAGAUAGAAUGUUACUUUCUUUUUUGAUUAUUUUUCUUUUUUCAUCUUGUGAAAGAAUUUAAAGCCAUAUUUUUGAAAUACUACUAUUACUAUUUGACCCA
Molecule: messenger RNA, 1579 nt
Organism: Nicotiana attenuata
Lineage: Eukaryota; Viridiplantae; Streptophyta; Magnoliopsida; Solanales; Solanaceae
Exons: 3
Coding region: 186-1337 (383 amino acids)
Source: RefSeq, a predicted model, not a curated record